CCCACGCCCGCGGUCCCGAGCGCCGCCUCCCCAGCCCGCGCCGCCGCGAUGGCGGAGGACAGCGAGUCUGCGGCCAGCCAGCAGAGCCUGGAGCUGGACGACCAGGACACGUGCGGGAUAGACGGGGACAAUGAGGAGGAGACGGAGCACGCCAAAGGAAGUCCUGGAGGAGAUUUGGGUGCCAAAAAGAAAAAGAAGAAACAGAAGAGAAAGAAAGAGAAACCGAACUCCGGAGGCACCAAGUCAGACUCGGCCUCUGAUUCCCAGGAGAUUAAAAUCCAGCAGCCUUCCAAAAAUCCCACCAUCCCGAUGCAGAAGUUGCAGGACAUCCAGAGAGCCAUGGAGCUGUUGUCCGUGUGCCAGGGCCCUGCCAGGAGCAUCGAUGAAGCUGCCAAACACAGAUACCAGUUUUGGGACACACAGCCGGUGCCCAAACUAAAUGAAGUCAUAACCUCUCACGGGGCGAUUGAAGCAGACAAAGACAACGUGCGUCAGGAGCCCUACUCCCUGCCGCAGGGUUUUAUGUGGGACACCCUGGACUUGGGUAAUGCCGACGUGCUCAAGGAGCUGUACACACUGUUAAAUGAGAAUUACGUGGAAGAUGAGGAGAGCGUGUUCCGGUUUGACUACUCGCCCGAGUUCCUGCUGUGGGCCCUGCGUCCCCCCGGCUGGCUCCUGCAGUGGCACUGUGGGGUCCGAGUGUCUUCGAACAAAAAACUAGUAGGGUUCAUAAGUGCCAUUCCAGCAAACAUUCGGAUUUAUGACAGUGUGAAGAAGAUGGUAGAAAUCAACUUUCUUUGUGUACAUAAGAAAUUGAGAUCAAAACGGGUAGCCCCAGUGUUAAUUCGAGAAAUAACCAGAAGAGUGAACCUGGAAGGGAUUUUUCAGGCCGUCUAUACAGCUGGAGUGGUUCUUCCUAAGCCGGUGGCCACCUGCAGAUACUGGCAUCGAUCGCUAAACCCCAGAAAACUGGUAGAAGUGAAGUUUUCUCACUUGAGUAGAAAUAUGACUUUACAGAGAACAAUGAAGCUCUACAGACUUCCAGAUGCUACCAAGACUUCAGGCCUGAGACCGAUGGAACCCAGAGAUAUCCGGGCCGUGCGAGACUUGACCAACACUUACCUGAAGCAGUUUCAUCUUGCCCCGGUGAUGGAUGAAGAGGAAGUAGCUCACUGGUUCCUCCCGCAGGAGCACAUUAUUGACACGUUUGUAGUGGAGAACUCCAGUGGUAAACUAACUGACUUCCUGAGCUUCUACACACUCCCCUCCACAGUCACGCACCACCCUGCGCACAAGAGCCUCAAGGCCGCCUACUCCUUCUACAACAUUCACACGGAGACGCCCCUGCUGGACCUCAUGAGCGAUGCACUCAUUAUAGCCAAAUUGAAAGGAUUUGAUGUAUUCAAUGCACUAGAUUUGAUGGAAAAUAAGACCUUCUUGGAAAAACUCAAAUUUGGCAUAGGAGAUGGCAAUUUGCAGUAUUACCUGUACAACUGGAGAUGUCCAGGAACAGAGUCUGAAAAGGUUGGACUAGUAUUACAAUAGCUGGAUAUUUCUAUUUCUAGAACUCUGACAUCAUCAUUUGUUAAUAUUCUAUUUAAUGAUUCCUGGAACUGCCAUUCCAAAGAAGAAUAAAAGCACAACUUAAAUGAAAUCGAUGUAGUCGGUAACAAUCAGAAAAAAUGAAAAAAACCCCAUAUGUGACCAAUAGUACAUAUUUCUAGCUAGAAUGUUAACAUUCUUUUUUCUCACUGUUUACCCAUUUGUAGGAGGGAUGAAAGGGCACAGAGAGCACAUUCCUCUAAUUUUCAGACUUUGGGCUGUCUCUUUGAUGAAGAGAAGGUAUUUUUCCACUCUGUAGAAAAGGGACUGUUUUUCUAUGAACUGAAGAGAAGUCACAGAAUUGUGUAAGAACAUCUUGGCUGUUGUGUGGAGAUAAACUGCAGCAUUUCUAUUUAUUAAGUGUUGGUUUGUUUGUCCGUAUAACAGAAUGAAGGACCCAUGUGGAAAACAUGAGCCUUCGUCCCCUUACACGGAGUCACGGGGAGCGUUUAGGGAAUGAGCACGUCCGUAACUCAGUGACGAGUGGGUGCAUGUUGACGUAUAGAGGGAGAUAAAAAUGUACCGGGGACUAGGAGGUACAUUUAUUUCUCCAGAAGCAGAGUUGCCAAAUAAAUAAACACACACAUCUGUACUUUGAUCUCUAGCAGGUCAGUGGAUUGGUUCAAAAGCAAAUCAAAAGCAGAGUUUUGUGCAAACAUUGUUCAGAGUCUACACCUGUGACUGCAUAGACUUCGCUGCCACCACAUAAACUCGGGUCUUCUCAGCGGCAGCAAGCAAUGUCAGGCAAAGAAAAUAAAAGCUCUAAUGUCAAAAGAAAUGCUCAGUGGAAUUUAUUAGUGCUAUCAGGACUUGAAUGUUUUUAUUACUUAAUGCAGAAUUGCACAUACUCCUUUAUGCUGACUUUAAUUUAUCAUGAAAGCUGUCAUGCUAAUGUAAAAUGUCUUAUAUGUAAAUAAGUAUUCAUAAUUUUGUUACUGAUGGUGUUUUUAUCUAGAAUUUGGAAACCCGGUUUUCGCAGUGUACAUAUAUGUGUAUAUAUUACCUGUAGUCUAAGGGGGAAGAAUAUGCCAAAUGAGGCCACGGAGAACUGGCCUUAACUCCUAUUACACAGAAUAGAUACUUCUUCCUGCCUUUACUAUACCAGUGCCUAGGCUCUUCAGUCCAGAAAAAUUUAAUUUUAGAUAACAUGACAGCCUUUCCUUUAUGUUCUAAGUGGUCAAAUGAAACCGGUCAUAUCUCACAUCAGGUAGGAGCUAGCAAACGAUGGCCCAUGAGCUAAGAAUGGUUUUACAUUUUUGAAUGGUUGUUUGCGGGGGGUACGGGGAGGGGAGAAUCAAAGGAAUAACAUUUUGUGACGUGAAAAAUGUAGGACAUUCAAAUUUCAGCAUCCAUAACAUUUUAUUGGAACACAGUCACACUCACUUGCUUCUGUCUCCUGUGGCUGCUGCAUGCUGCGAAGGCAGAGUUGAGUCAUUCUGACGGAACUGUAUGGUUCACAAGGCUAAAACAUUUACCUUCUGGCCCUUUCCGGGGUGGGGGGGGGAUUUGUUGACCCUGACUUACACUAGAGCUGAAAGCCACUCUAUACACCUUCCUACCAUCAUCCUAAAGACAAACCCACAGUUGUGACUACCACUAGAGGGCAUUCGGGGACUACACAGUAGCGCGGAAUUCAGACAGCAGCGUUUAUACCUCUCUGAAGAUCCAGAGAAGACUUCUCAUAUCGGACGGUUCGGACUCCACUGCAUUACCAUUCUUUCGUAAAAGAAGGAAGGUAGCUUCGGAAGCAAAACUGAACCAGUCCACCAAAACACCAAGAAUUAAGUAAAAGGGAUUUUAAUCUGGAGUCAAGGCUCUAGUGGGGAAUUGUGUUCCACUCAUUUUUAAGGCACAAUCUUAAUGAUGAUGUAGGUUUUCAGAUGAUUGCAGAACUGCCAGUCAGUAUAUCACAAGCUCUCCUUGUGAUAAAACUGUGGCACUUUAUUUGUUUACGGAAUUCAGAUGCUUUUACUCAUUUUUAAUACAGCAAUUAAUAGCAUAUUUUCCUUUAUAUGGCCUCGUCAUAAUUUAGAGAGACUACCAGUGAACAUUUCAAAAUUGAAAAAUGAUAAAACUGCUUGUGUUUAUAGUUAUUAGGAUUAAAUUUCACUGCAAUAUACAGUGUUUUACAGAUUGAAAAAAGCGUUGUCCUUCAUCUUUGUCAACAGUGGAAAUGCUCUAUUCCAUGAGAUAUCUUUCCCUUCCCUCCCCCUUUUUUCAGCCAGGAUGGCAUUUAGCAAAAUUUAAAUGAACAGAGGUGGCAUAAUCCAAGAGUCAGCCAGAAUUUAGGCUGAAAGUAGACUUUAGCAGUCCAGUACCUUCCUAAAUAACAAAAGGACCUUUUCCAAACACAUACUGCAAAUAGCAGACACUUUAAUGACACUCCAUUUCCUAACAUGAAGAACCCCAGUCAUUGCACAAACCCAUCUCUGAGACCUCAGGCUCCUCAUUUUAUUUUUUAAUUCUACGUUUGACCUAAUUAUCAGCAUACUUUUUACCAUGUUAAAUUUCCAAGGAAAUAAGUUAACCAUGUUAAGGGAUGAAUUUCAACCAUUCAGAAU
Molecule: messenger RNA, 4163 nt
Organism: Neogale vison (American mink)
Lineage: Eukaryota; Metazoa; Chordata; Mammalia; Carnivora; Mustelidae
Gene: NMT2
Product: N-myristoyltransferase 2
Exons: 12
Coding region: 49-1545 (498 amino acids)
Biological process (GO): N-terminal peptidyl-glycine N-myristoylation
Cellular component (GO): cytoplasm
Molecular function (GO): glycylpeptide N-tetradecanoyltransferase activity
Source: RefSeq, a predicted model, not a curated record